GCACUUCGAGACUGCACAGUGGUGACAGAGAGAUGACCUGAGGGGACAGCUUCUAUCUCCACAACAAUGUCCAUGAACAGUUCCAAACAGCCGGUGUUUCCUGCAGCUGGACUCGUCGCAAACACAACCUGCCAAACGCAAAGCCGGCUUUCAGUAUUUUUUUCAAUAAUCUUCAUGACAGUGGGAAUCUUGUCUAACAGCCUGGCCAUCGCCAUUCUCAUGAAAGCGUAUCAGAGAUUCAGACAGAAGUCCAAGGCCUCCUUCCUGCUCCUGGCUAGUGGCCUGGUGAUCACAGACUUUUUCGGCCAUCUCAUCAAUGGAGGGAUAGCUGUCUUUGUAUACGCUUCUGAUAAAGACUGGAUCCGCUUCGAUCAAUCAAACAUCCUGUGCAGUGUUUUUGGAAUCUCUAUGGUGUUUUCUGGUUUGUGCCCACUUUUUCUAGGCAGUGCGAUGGCCAUUGAGCGGUGUAUCGGAGUCACCAACCCAAUAUUCCAUUCUACAAAAAUCACAUCUACACACGUGAAGAUGAUAUUGAGUGGGGUGUGCAUGUUCGCUGUUUUCGUGGCUCUGCUGCCUAUCCUCGGACACCGAGACUAUCGAAUCCAAGCGUCCAGAACCUGGUGCUUCUACAACACAGAGCACAUUGAGGACUGGGAAGACCGGUUUUAUCUCUUGUUCUUUUCUUUCCUGGGCCUCUUAGCUCUCGGUGUUUCGUUCUUGUGCAAUGCCAUCACAGGAGUCACACUCUUAAGGGUGAAGUUUAAAAGUCAGCAGCAUAGACAAGGCAGAUCUCACCACUUCGAGAUGGUCAUUCAGCUCCUGGCCAUAAUGUGUGUCUCCUGCAUCUGCUGGAGUCCCUUUCUGGUAACAAUGGCCAACAUUGCAAUAAAUGGAAACAAUUCCCCAGUGACCUGUGAAACAACACUCUUUGCUCUCCGAAUGGCAACGUGGAAUCAGAUCUUGGACCCCUGGGUCUAUAUUCUGCUCCGGAAGGCUGUCCUUAAGAACUUGUAUAAGCUUGCCAGUCACUGCUGUGGAGUGCACAUCAUCAGUCUGCACAUCUGGGAGCUCAGCUCCAUCAAGAAUUCCUUAAAGGUUGCUGCUAUUUCUGAGUCACCAGCUGCGGAGAAGGAGAGUCAGCAAGCAUCUAGUGAAGCAGGACUGUAGGUCAAUGCGGGGCUAGAAUAAAGUGGGGGGAAGUUUUGGAAACAUCUCAACUGAUCAGAUUUAUAGCCUAACUGGAACAUUCGGACCUCAGUGUGUAGCUUGGGAGUACACUGGACAGAUGAAGCUUCCGAAUUUCGUUAUGCUGGCUGGUGCGUGGUUGUGCAUUUUUACUUGUUGUUGUCAACAGGAGGUAAACUGAUUCAAUGUGGUGGAGUUCAGUGGAACACAACUUUUGAGUUUAGCUGUGUGACUUGUGUUUUUGGAAUAAAUGAAUCCAUUGAAGCCCAAUGCCAGUGAAUACUUGACCUGUUUGCUCAAGACACCUUAAUGCUACCUGCACAUGGCCAUUUCGUUGACUUAUAGACAAGACUCAGAGUAACACAAGACUCUGAACCUGUUUGUGUGUGGGGUUCUUGUCUGUUUACCAGUCUACAUAUCCUCAAUCAAUGUCUGCAUGACCAUGAUAUUGGGGAUUCACAGUGGCUAGUGAUGUCCACUGCAUAUGCUGGGUCAGCCUGACCUUGUGAGGCUGAUGAGCAUGGCCGUUCUUGUCACAACUGACACAUGUACUUGCUCGCAUUUGUUGUUAUGAAAGUCAAUUAUUGUUUGAAGUUUUUUCUAUAAAGUAAUAGAUUUUCAGUGUUUAAGUGAUCUCCCUUUCCUCUGAAAAUUGUAGAGAAACACAGGCUUUGUCUUAGCACAGAUUCAGCUCCUGUUAGCAUAUGCACUAAACCCUAUCAUGGACUGUGCAAACCAUCUAAAUCCCAGGGAUAUAUGCCAAGAACAUGGCAAAUAUUGCUUUACCUAAGCUGUCAUUUCUGUCAGAAAAUAAAAGAAAAACAAUCAAACAUUCAAAGUCUAUCUGCAGCUAGUGUGUUUCUGCUUUAUAGACACAGCCUAAGGGAGUUCUGUUGACAGCAGCUUCACUAAAUCUGUUGGACCACAUUUUCAAAGCCCGUGUUACCAGCAUCGAGGGAAAGAUCUAAAAUUAGCCAGGAGUUGGGGACAUAAUUGGGGACUUAGGGUUAAUCAGAGACCAAGGAACAAGACUCUGUCCCCAAGUUUCCCAAUCAUAAUCCACACUUCUCCUUUGCUUGUUUGUAUAAUUUAACACAAAGAUUUUCAAUUUGAGUAAUCAUUACAAGCAUUGUAGGUCCAUCAGUGACUAGGGUUAGUGGUUAUGGUUCAUAAAAAAAUGCAUUUUUAUAUUUAAAAAAGUCCUUGCUUUCAUCAGGUUUGUCUGAUUUUAAAAAUAUUACUUUUUUUUCCUUUGCAAUGUGUGUGGGUGUUUUGCCUGAAUGCAUUUCUGUGCAUUAUGUAUCUUUCUGGCACCUACUGAGACCAGAUCCCGUGGGACUGGAGUGACAGAUGGUUGUAAGCUACCAUGCAGGUGCUGAGAAUUGAACCCAGGUCUUCUGGAUGAACAGCCUGCGCUCUUAAAUGCUGAGCUCUUCCUCCAGCCUCUAAAAAAUGUUUUUAUCUGUAAAAAUGAUUUCAGAUUCUAGGAAUCCUGAGAAUUCAAUCAAAUUAAAUUAAUGCCUGUAUUAACUUCUCCUUUUGGUUGGGAGUUUACAUUAGUUGUGAUUACUGAUUUUGGUAAAUUCUCAUGAGUAAAUUAAAAUAAACUUAGCAAAUAGCCUUGUUGAAGACUUAAAGGAAAUUAUUUGUAGUGAAUUUAAAAGGAAUACAUACUAUUAUAUGACAAUAUCAACUUAAAGACAAUAAGAGAUCAACUACACAAUUGAUUCUUAUGCAGAGACUAUGUCAGAUAAUAGACAGCAAUAUCCUGGUGUAAACUGAGCAUGGAGUUUUAAAGGUUGUGCCCAAAUU
Messenger RNA from Peromyscus eremicus (cactus mouse), 2997 nucleotides. It is a transcript of the gene Ptgfr, whose product is annotated as prostaglandin F receptor. The transcript has 2 exons. Gene Ontology annotation, biological process: adenylate cyclase-activating G protein-coupled receptor signaling pathway; inflammatory response; positive regulation of cytosolic calcium ion concentration. Gene Ontology annotation, molecular function: prostaglandin F receptor activity. Gene Ontology annotation, cellular component: plasma membrane. NCBI's taxonomy places the organism in Eukaryota, Metazoa, Chordata, Mammalia, Rodentia, Cricetidae. The coding region runs from base 67 to 1167 and encodes 366 amino acids. The record is from RefSeq and is a predicted model, not a curated record.